AUGUCAACAUAAUUCAAAAUUGAUUUAGUUUUAAUUAGACAUGCAGAAUCUGAAUAUAAUUUAGAAUAAAGAAAAGCCUGCAAUUCAUCCACCGAAGUAAAAAACGGGGAAAAUCUUUAAACUAAAUUUAAAAAAGAUUUAAUAGAUUGCAGUUUAACAGAAGAAGGGAAAAAUUAAUGUUUAUAAGCUGAAUAAAUAUGUGAAAAUUUAAAUAUAGGAAUAGUUUUAGUUAGUCCUUUAAGAAGAGCAUUAGAAACAUGUAAAGAAAUAUUCAAAAAUCACAAAAAUAAGCCUAAAGUAAUUGUAAAUCCUUUAUUUAGGGAAAUGCUGUUAAGUAAUUGUGAUAUUGGGGGUAGAAUAUUGGAAUCAAAGGAAGAUUUUCCAGAAUACGAUUUUUCUUUUUUGGAAUAAUACGAAAACCCGAUUUUAUGGAAUGUUUAUGAAUUGACUAAUAAAUAAAAAGUUUAAGAGAUUGAAGCAAAUAUUAAAAAUAUUUGUGUAUAGGAAAGUAUAUAGAUUAAGAAGCAUGGUCAUUUUAAAUUGUUAGAGAUUAUUAAAUAAAUGUUUCCAGUACAUAUAGAAAGCUAAUAGGAAUAUAAUUAAAAUGUGUAACUUUAAAAAUAGUAUAUUCUUAAUUUACUUGAAAAAAUGCCUUAAGGUACUAAAAUUGCAAUUGUGGGACAUUCAAGGGCUUUGGAAAGUUUCACGGCUGCUUCUUAUGAAAAUGAAACUUUAAUUGGAGCUCAUUGGUUUAAAAAUGCGGAAGUUUAUCAAAUGUAAUUAGAUGUUAACUAAUAAAUGUGAUAGAUUUAUUUUAUCUUAUUUUUUGAUUUAUUUUUUCUCUAUUUUAUAUAUAAGCUUAUUAUUUUAUGUAUAGUAUAUA
Molecule: messenger RNA, 883 nt
Organism: Ichthyophthirius multifiliis
Lineage: Eukaryota; Ciliophora; Oligohymenophorea; Hymenostomatida
Product: phosphoglycerate mutase, putative
Exons: 2
Cellular component (GO): cytoplasm
Molecular function (GO): phosphatase activity
Source: RefSeq, a predicted model, not a curated record